Molecule: messenger RNA, 3913 nt
Organism: Spodoptera frugiperda (fall armyworm)
Lineage: Eukaryota; Metazoa; Arthropoda; Insecta; Lepidoptera; Noctuidae
Product: presequence protease, mitochondrial
Exons: 2
Coding region: 223-3267 (1014 amino acids)
Biological process (GO): protein processing
Cellular component (GO): mitochondrial matrix
Molecular function (GO): metal ion binding
Source: RefSeq, a predicted model, not a curated record
AUACAGCACUGUGAAACGUCAAGAUUCCGAUAGCAAAUGGCUAAGGGAGGUUAUGCUGAAUUUGUAUUGUAAUUUAUUAGAAAAAAAUGCCGGUUACUCUAUUAGAAGUUAUACAGUAACUAGAAAAUACUGAAUACAAUAAUAUUCUAUGCACCACAAUAUACAAGCCAACAAAAUUACUUGAUUUAUUGACAAGAUUGGAAGAAUUAAAUUAAAACAAAAAUGUAUGGAAGACUGUGCAACCUGCGGACCGGCGUCAACCACCGCCUGGUGCAAUGCAGCAACAUGUACAGCAGUGGCAUUCUCAAAAAAGACACCGCACUACGAGCGUUACAGCCUGGCAAAACGAUGCAUGGCUUCAUCGUUAAUGAAGUACAAGCAAUCAAGGAAUACAAUAUGACGGCAUAUUUCCUAGUUCACGAGAAAACAAAGACAGAGUACCUGCAUUUAGAAAGGGAUGAUACCAAUAACGUAUUCUCCGUUGGGUUUCGAACCACUCCGUUAGAUUCCAUGGGCACUCCACAUAUACUUGAGCACACAGUUCUAUGUGGCUCCGAGAAGUAUCCGGUCAGAGAUCCGUUCUUCAAAAUGCUGAAUAGAUCACUGGCUACGUUCAUGAAUGCGUUGACUGGCCCCGACUAUACAUUCUACCCAUUCUCGUCUCAAAAUGAGGUUGAUUACCAAAAUCUGCAAAAAGUGUACCUUGAUGCGGUUUUCAAACCUAAUCUGUCUAGGCUAGACUUUCUACAAGAAGGAUGGAGGUUAGAACACACAAACAUAGAAGAUAAGAAGUCAGACUUAACUUUCAAAGGUGUUGUGUACAAUGAGAUGAAAGGUGCUUUUUCAGAAACAAGUUCGUUGUUUGGACAAAAAUUCAUUAACAGUAUACUGCCACGAGGCACAUAUGGUUACGUCUCAGGUGGUGAUCCGUUAUGCAUUCCGAAACUAACACAUGAGCAUUUAAAGAAUUUCCACUCUACGUACUACCACCCAAGUAAUGCAAGGAUUUUUUCAUAUGGAAACUUUCCUUUAGAAGAGAAUUUGAAGUUUGUCAAUGAAGCGUACUUAUCGCAGUACACAUAUUUGGACCCAAACCACUCAAUAGUAGAGAAGCAACCUCGUUGGCAAGAGCCAAAACGAAAUGAAAUAGCUUGCCGAUUUGACCAAUACGGUGUUCCGAUAGAAAAACAAAAUCAAAUUGCGAUAGGCUAUGUAAUGUCUGAUAUUACAAGCAUUUACGAGACGUUUAUGAUGAUGGCAAUGACUGAACUCAUGAUUAUUGGACCGAACUCAGCUUUCUAUAAGAGUUUGAUUGAGAAAAAUAUCUCGGGAGGAUACAACUCCCUCACAGGAUAUGAUAAUCAAAUUAGAGACACUUUAUUUGUGGUUGGACUACGGGAUGUUGAGAAAUCAAAGUUUGAGAUGGUAGAAUCGAUUGUGAACCAAACUCUUCAAGACAUUUAUGAUAAGGGCUUUGAAAAGGAUCAUAUACAGAGCGUCCUACACGGAUUCGAAUUAUCAAUUAAGCAUCAGUCUCCAAAAUUCGGCCUCAACUUACUCUUCAACCUGAUGCCUCUAUGGAUCCACAACGGUCCCAUCAUCAAUGCUCUGAAGGUCAAUCAGCUCCUAGAUCAGCUUAAAACAAACUUGAUGGAACCCAAGUACGUGAAGGAAGUUAUUGAGAAAUACUUCAUUAACAACAAACACAAACUAACUAUGACAAUGGUACCUGAUCCGAAGUUCGACGACACGUUUAAUACAGCUGAGGGCACUCUGUUAAAAGAAAAAGUAAAAGCCUUGACUCAAGAAGACAGAGAGAAGAUAUACAAGGAAGGAAUAGAACUCUCUACAGCUCAGAAGAAAGUACAGAAUUUAGACAUCCUUCCUUGUCUGAAGCUUGAAGAUAUUGUUCUUACUAAGACUGCACCGCCUCUGCAGCAUUCGGUCGCUGCUACCAUCCCACUGCAGAUGUGCAUGGCCAAUACCAAUGGUGUCACUUACUUCAAGGGAAUCAUAGGAACAGAUUGCUUGAACGAUGAACAGAGGCAACUGCUACCAUUCUUUGAAUACAUUGUAAACAAGUUUGACACGAAAAAGUACAACUACAGGGACUUUGACAAGUUCAUUAGUAAAUCCACAUCUGGUUUGGGAUUCGUGAGUCAUAUUACGGAACACAUCGAUCAACCUGGGCAGUAUGAACAAGGUAUCUUGAUCAGCAGCCACUGUUUAGACGAGAACCUUCCGAAAAUGAUGGAUAUAUGGAAAGAGAUCUUCGACAAACCGAAUUUCAGUAAUAGCGAAAGGCUGAAAAUGCUUCUCACAAACUACUGCUCAGCUUUAAGUAACGGUAUAGUGGACAGCGGACACACGUAUGCCAUGCAGGCCGCGCGGGCACUGGUCACCUCAGUGGACGAGUGCAAAGAGAAUCUAAUGGGCCUCCAACACAUAAUGAACAUGCAAGAGAUAUUAAAGAACAAAAAGAUUGAAGAUAUCCAAUCCACCGUCGACAAGAUUGGCAGCACAGUCUUAAAAGGCAGUAACUUGAGAGCAGCCUUCCAUUACUGUAAUACCAACCAGAAUGUUCACGCGAAUGUGGAGAAAUUCUGCAAAGAACUGUGUGACAAUGCGGACCAGAAGGAGAUGAACAGGAUCAACUGGACCGACGCGAAGAAGAUGCCGGAGGAAAACCGCGGCGUCCACAUUCAGAUGAACAUUCCUGUUAACUUCUGCGCUAAAGUCAUCCCCACGAUACCGUACACUGACCCUGACUACGCCAAGCUACGUGUGUUGUCACGGUUCCUUACAUCCAAAUAUUUACACCCGGUGGUCAGAGAGCAGAACGGAGCGUACGGCGGCGGCGCCAUGUUAACUCUAGACGGAGUCUUCAACUUCUAUUCGUAUAGAGACCCAAAUUCAUCAGUCACCCUAAAUGUCUUCGAUGAGACGACGCACUGGAUGGCUAAAAACACAAGUCUUGUGGAUGAACAGAAUCUAUUUGAAGCGAAGCUAUCGAUACUGCAGCAAAUGGACCAGCCUAUCGCGGAGUACAUGAAAGGCAUCGACCUAUUCCUCUACGGAUUGUCCUAUGACAUUUGGAAGACUCAAAGGGAAAGGGUUUUAGCUGUGAAGAAAGAAGAUUUGAUUGAAGUGUGUCACAAGUAUUUGGUGAAAGAUAAAUGGAGCGGCAAAUGUGUUAUUGGUGAGGGUUCGAAGGAUCUUAAGGGGGAAAAUGAGGAAUGGGAAAUCAUCAAUGGACCACAGCAAUAGGUUUGAAGCUUUCAGGAAAUCAAGUGACUCAUGUAGUAGGACUAGGUAUCUCUAGUAGAGAAUGCGAUGUCGAUGAUAUAUUCAAGUAUGAAGACAUAAUUAUAAUAGGGCCGUUUUUUGCUCACCAUGUGACACAAGUGUAGCAAGUUCUUUUUUGACCAAUCACUGCAGCUGUCGAAUAUUAAACGUCCAAUAGUGUUAUUAGUUAAUAGGGUAGAUGACUAAUUUUUAUUUUAACGUCCGUCUUGUAGAUUAUUUUGAAAUAUUAGACACGUUGUUUUUAUUUUUUUAUGGAAACAAACACUUUCGAAUAUAUAUUCAUUUGAAAUGUCGCGUGAUGUCACUUCUAGGUACAUUUUAUGUAGACACACAUACCUACACAACCUCACGCCGCACAGUGUUUUAGAAACCCUUGGGGGAGGACAUUAACUAAGAAUUUAUUUUAAGCAUCAUCUUCUAAAAUGUCGACUUCUCUAGAUAAAAUUAUGGUAUCAUUUAAAAAGCAAAGUGCUGAUUGUUGACUUUGCUAUUUGUAAUAAUAAAGGCGCUUAGAUUUUUUUUCAAUUGUACAUAAUUUUGUAAUACCACGGAUUAUGUGGCUGAUUUAAUUUAAGUACAUAGUACAAAAGGCUAACUAUCAUUUACC